This is a messenger RNA of Neogale vison (American mink), 735 nucleotides long. RefSeq names its product C-C motif chemokine ligand 26 (gene CCL26). Bases 146 to 424 code for a protein of 92 amino acids. The transcript has 3 exons. Gene Ontology annotation, cellular component: extracellular region. The record is from RefSeq and is a predicted model, not a curated record. Lineage: Eukaryota; Metazoa; Chordata; Mammalia; Carnivora; Mustelidae. Gene Ontology annotation, biological process: positive regulation of GTPase activity; immune response; chemokine-mediated signaling pathway. Gene Ontology annotation, molecular function: chemokine activity; CCR chemokine receptor binding.
UAUAGGGUCGAAAAAGCUGCUUUUGUUCUCAACCACAAAUUUCUCUGGAAAUCUCUUAGGGGACAACUUAGCCCUAUAAAAGGGGGGUCAGGUGGAGUCAGGAGGAAUUUGGGAGAAGGUUGUGGAGGGCCCAGCUUGCAGCACCAUGAAGAGCUUUCCCGUUGGCUUUCUUCUUCUCCUGAUCUUCAUUCUCAGUGUCCAUUCUGGAGUAGCCACACCUGGCAGUGAUAUAGCCAGGUUCUGCUGCUUCAAAUACAGCCACAAGAUCCUUCCCUGGAAGUCGGUGCAUUCCUACCAGUUCACCAGGAACAGCUGCCCCCAGCAGGCUGUGAUAUUCACUACCAAAAAAGGCCAUAAAGUCUGUGCCCAGCCAAAGGAAAAAUGGGUGCGAAGAUACAUUUCUUUACUCAGAAAACAACAGUGAUGGAAACUGUUGGAUUUUAAGCCCAAGGGCACCUAGGCCCUGCUCUUGACCCUGCUGUCCUUGGUGGAACCUGGAGAUCUUCUUCAGCAGAAGUUUCUGUGGGACUGAGGAGGAGGGGGGGGUUUCUAACAAUUCUAACAAUUUCUAAUAAUUUUUUUUUUCGUUAAGAUUUGAUUUGCUCCUAAACAUUCUUAUUCAGUAAAACAGGAGUCUUCUCCAAAGGAGAGAAAUGGAGUCAAUAUUUUUGGCUGGUUCCCUGCACCAAUGCUGGUGUGGAAUUUUGCCUUAUGUUUCUGUGUCCCCCCCCCCCC